Molecule: messenger RNA, 819 nt
Organism: Adineta steineri
Lineage: Eukaryota; Metazoa; Rotifera; Eurotatoria; Adinetida; Adinetidae
Source: the annotation of a GenBank genome assembly
AUGAAUUCAUCUUUUCUAACAUUACCCGUCGAAUUAGUCUAUCGAAUAUUGGAUAAUUUUGAACGACUAGAUAUUUUUUUAUCAAUUCAAAAUGUAUGCACACGUUUUAAUAUCAUUAUCAGUACUUAUACUCAAUACGGGACAUUCACCGAACUGAAACUAGGAAGUCAGUUACUAAAUCAUAAAAAAAUUCAACUUCUCGCUCACGCAUUACAAAGUAAUACGACAAUCACUUCACUCAAUCUUGAAUGCAAUAAAAUUCAAGUUGAAGGUAUACGAUAUCUUGCUGAAAUGUUGCAGAAUAACACGACAUUGACUACGCUUAAUCUUGAAAAAAAUAAUAUCGGUGCUAGAGAAAUAGAAUAUCUAGCUCAAGCGUUACAGAAUAAUUCGUCUCUCACUAUGCUCAAUCUCGAAAGAAAUCAUAUAUGUGCCAAAGGAGCACAAUAUCUUGCAUCAGCGUUAAAAAAAAAUAGAACACUUACCAUUCUUGAUCUUGGAUGGAAUUAUAUUAGUGAUACAGGAGUACAUUAUUUAGCUUAUGAAUUGCAAAAAAACACAACAAUCAAAAUACUUAAACUCGGUAGCAACAAAAUUAGUGCUAAUGGAGCACAAAAUCUUGCCCAGGCAUUGGAAAUACAGACACUUAUAACAUUUGAUCUUCGAGAAAACCAAAUUGGUAGUAUAGGCGCACAAUAUCUAGCUCACGCAUUACAGGGUAACACAACACUCAUCACACUUGAUCUGCGAUCCAAUGGCAUCGGUACUGAAGGAGCACAAUAUCUAGCUUCUGCAUUUCCGAAUAACAUGGUGAAAUAA